GGAGCUCGUAACAGCUGUGAGCGCGAAACACAGCACAUCCCUAUAUUAGGGGUUACUUUUUUAAACAGUUGAAUUAAGAAAAAGGACUUCUAAACGAACAGUUACAAGGUUUAUGACACAAGAGGAGGAACACACGUACAGUUCACAAUAGUGUCGACGAUUAAAACAGGUGUUUGUUCAUAUUGUUUUAGACAGAUAAUCGAGUGUUGCAUAGUCUGCAAACUAGCGGAGGAAAAUCGAUAAAAGUAUAACUUGCACCCGCUGUUGUUGCGUGGUGUGAAUGUAAAGAGAGAUAGCUACAGCAACGUGUCCCCCGUAAAGUAGCUUGAAGUCGUUCGACCGAUAAAAAUAAUAGUGAUAGGCGCCCCUGACGUCCCUCACUCGGUUGAUACACGAAGACUGAUAAAAGAUGACUGGAGAUGCGAAAUGGCAGAAGGACGCGGCCGAUCAGAACUUCGAUUACAUGUUCAAGCUGCUCAUCAUAGGAAACAGUUCCGUAGGAAAGACUAGCUUCUUAUUCCGUUACGCGGACGACUCGUUCACUUCAGCCUUCGUCUCCACCGUGGGUAUCGACUUCAAGGUGAAGACUGUCUUCCGUCACGACAAACGCGUCAAACUACAGAUAUGGGACACCGCAGGACAAGAACGCUACCGCACGAUCACCACAGCAUACUACAGAGGCGCCAUGGGCUUCAUCCUAAUGUAUGAUAUAACUAACGAGGAGAGCUUCAAUAGCGUCCAAGAUUGGGUGACACAAAUAAAGACGUACUCAUGGGACAACGCGCAAGUGAUCCUGGUGGGCAACAAGUGCGACAUGGAGGAGGAACGCGUGGUCAGCACCGAGCGCGGCAUGCAACUGGCUGAGCAACUCGGCGUGGAGUUCUAUGAGACUAGUGCCAAGGAGAACAUAUACGUUAAGGCUGUAUUCGAGCGACUGGUGGACAUAAUCUGCGACAAGAUGUCGGAGAGCCUGGACUCGGAGCCAGCGAUGUUGGCGGGUGGCGCUCGUGGCCAGCGCCUCACAGAACAGCCCCAAGGCAGCUCCACCACCAACUGUAACUGUUAACUAUACCCAGCAGUAUUGCACUUUUUAUUACUCUUUAUUUUCUAGAAAAUUUCUUUUUCAAACCGGGGUCGUUUCUUCCGAAAGCAUUUAAUUUAUUAGGAAAGUCUCUUCGCAGCUGUCUUUUGUUUUAUGUUACGUUAUUUCGUAUUUUAAAAUUUUAAGUAAGUUCUAGUAUGAAGAUUGGCGAACCCCGAGUAUACUUAUAACAAAAGUAUCUCAACCAAUUGAUGAGUUUUAUAAAUUGUACUCUCUAGUUACUUGUUACGAUUUCAAGCAUAAAUUUUAAUUUAAGUAACAAAAAUUGAAUAAUUGUUAAAACAUGUGUAACAAUAAAAAUAUGUAUUAGUAUUAUUAAAUCUAUAGGUGUUAGUUAGCUAUCUACGUAUUGCGAGCUGGAGUAGGGAUCUGAUACUUCUUUAGCUGUUAAAUUUUAUCUUUAAUGAAUUUGUGUCGUGGAUUCGUUACAUAAAUGAAUUGAAAUCGUAAAUGUGUUUAACCUUUAUUUUGUUUUCGUUAUCAUUAAGAUAUUAUUUAAAGUAUUCAAGAUUUACAACGAGAUAUUUUAAUAAGGAUUAAACUUCAUGAUAGUUAUAUCCAAUUAAUUAUUACGCGCGAUUAUGAGUUCAAAAAUAUACCUUUCCCAAAAUAUAAUGUUUGGACCAAAGACAGAUUUUACUAUUUAUUUACAAAAAAGUUCAGAAGGCGCAAAUAUGUUUAGUUAAAAUUAAAAUAUAAUAAUGUGUAAUACGUUUGGUGUUUGCGUUCAUACGUAGGUGAAUGUUUUCCGCCUUUACAUUGCUUCAUAUUCUCUUUGUGAAUGUAUCGCGACUACACUUAAAUAGAAUUGUUACUUCAUUAUUAGUAGAUUAUAAUUGAUCAAUGUUCGUUGUUAUACUUUGGCGUAAUCUUGAAGUUGACGUUAUCUUCGGUACAUAACUUCAUAUUGCUUCAAUACCCCUCGGCCUGAAUAUAAAAGUUCGACUAAAUCAGGUAUAAUCUAUAUUACCUAAAGUGUUUGUAAAUACGUUUACCAAAAUGUAUAAAUAAAUAAUUGUAUAGUAUUAUAUCUACCUACAUAUAAAUCUGUUUGUAUUCUUGUUACCUCCUAUGCUAUGUUAAUAUAUAACUAUAGGUGUUUAUUUCAAUCACUAUGUUAGGAGUAAGUAAGGAACAUUUUACAGUUUUAGUUCGAUCGCAUCACUCGGGUAGCGACCCUACGUAAUCGACUAACUAUUAAAAGUAUUCAUAGUGACGGCCGUGAAUGGGCAGCACUAUAUCUAUUUAUCUGUAGACGACAUAGACAAUACAAUUUAUAUCAAAUUCUGUUGGAACAUGAGCACAUUAUUUUUUUAGAAUCUAAUUAUUAGGUAAAUUAAUUAAGAUAUAACGUGUCGAUGUCUAUUCGAUGGAAUAUAAACUUAUAUACGUACACAAUUUUAUUACAAUAAUAAUAAAUCUAAAUCAGUGACUCGUAAGUUCAUCGCUUCGGAACGUAAUAGUCCCUAUUCGAAAAGUCUAUGAAAACUACUUAAGACGCCAAAUUUAUUCAUAUGAAUCUUAUAUAUCGGAACCUACAAUUGUAUUGUACUAUAAGUAACUACUUUGAUGAUGAUAUUUUGAUGGAAUUUGUCCCUAGACUUUGUAAUAGGAAGCUUACCUUCGCUCAUGCUGCAUUUCAAUUAAUUGCAAUAUACUUAGAAGCUCUUAUUGAGAAUUGCUUUAUUUCAAUAACCUUGAAUUUAUAUUAAUCAAAUUAGCAGAUUUAUUAAUAAAAUGAGUAUAAGAAGUCAAUUUGACGAAAUCAAUUAAGAGCAUUCUGUGGACCCAAAGUCACUUGAUAUAGAAUUGUGUUAAAACUAAACGAGGAAUGUAUAAAAGUUAUCUAGGGCAUGGGAAACGCACCACGAUAUUUACGUGAUUCCAUUGUAUUCAAAUUCUGGAGCAUAGAGUAUGGUAAAAUCUCAAUUUUCUAUAGAAUAGUUAACAAUUUUGAAACACUGCCGACCAGUCAAGAAUUGAGGCUGGUUUGUAACUCCUAUGAAAAAAAUGUCUUAUGAUAUAAAACGUCUUCAAGAAGCAUGUAUGCACUACCUCACAGAUAAAUGAUAUAGUAUUAUCGCAUCCCCGAAUAUUGGUAACCAAGUAUUGUAGGAAAAUGCGUGUCCCAUGUCUACUGAAUAUAUACUGGAAAGUGUAGGUAGAGGUAUUUGUAACUAGCAGUGUGUAUGAGCCCAGUAAGGCGCGGCGAGGCAUAUCGUAGUGACAGGCUUUAGUAGUAUAUGUUUAGCAUUUUGCGUAGAAUCCUAACACUGUUUUUAUACUUAUUUUCUAAUACACAGGCGUUUGAAUGGAGCAGCAAAUACAUUCGAUGUUCUUCAUGUCAUUACAAAAUGUUGGCUCACAAUACUGAAAUUGUAAUCGACUAGCUGUAUUGGUAAAUGUAUGUUAUAAAUUAUUGUUGUGUGUUAAUAAAGGAAUUAUUUAAAGAUACACCCAUGUAAAAGAUUCACGAAUAUAAUAUAUAUAUUACAAAAUA
Molecule: messenger RNA, 3602 nt
Organism: Helicoverpa zea (corn earworm)
Lineage: Eukaryota; Metazoa; Arthropoda; Insecta; Lepidoptera; Noctuidae
Gene: Rab3
Product: ras-related protein Rab-3
Exons: 7
Coding region: 410-1066 (218 amino acids)
Biological process (GO): protein localization to plasma membrane; protein secretion; regulation of exocytosis
Cellular component (GO): plasma membrane; endosome; synaptic vesicle
Molecular function (GO): GTPase activity; GTP binding
Source: RefSeq, a predicted model, not a curated record